Abrus precatorius (Indian licorice) is the source of this 1145-nucleotide messenger RNA. Its product is annotated as mediator of RNA polymerase II transcription subunit 21-like. The transcript is spliced from 4 exons. Gene Ontology annotation, cellular component: mediator complex. Lineage: Eukaryota; Viridiplantae; Streptophyta; Magnoliopsida; Fabales; Fabaceae. Bases 451 to 870 code for a protein of 139 amino acids. Gene Ontology annotation, molecular function: transcription coregulator activity. Gene Ontology annotation, biological process: regulation of transcription by RNA polymerase II. The record is from RefSeq and is a predicted model, not a curated record.
CUUCUUUUUCGAUUAAAAUUGUAAUAAUGAUAGAUAUCCGCAUAAUUCGUAUAGGCGUUGUUGAACGAACAACUCUGCGUUAUUUCUUCGAUUGAUUUCCUCUUCUUAACUGAACUUCGUUCCUUCAACACACGCUGCUUUUUUUCUUUUUUUUUUUUAUGGUUUCCUUGUGUGUGAUAAUACUGCAAAUAUUGCAAUUGCAAGAAUUAGGUUAUGGUUCUUCAUUCUCAUAACUGCGUGAGUUUAGAUUUGAGUUCCAGAAUGUAUUGUAAAGCUGUGUUUGUUGAUUCUUGAAUGCUGAAAUCGAAUUUUAAAGCCAAUGCAAUUUUGAAUAUGUAUACUUGUGCGUGCGUGCAUAUACAUAUACAUACAGAUGACCUUUGUGUUUCUUAUACACGUAGCAGUUAAAUUUUCGCAAGUCAAAAUUUCCUUGGGAAAGUUGCUCUUGUAAUGGAUAUAAUCUCUCAGUUACAAGAACAGGUUAACUUGAUAGCGCAUUUAGUUUUUAAUACCAUUGGUACAUUGCAAAGGGAUGCCCCUCCUAAUCGUCUAUCGCCAAAUUAUCCUGAACCACCCGCGCAUCCAGCGGAGGAUGGGGCAAAUUUUUCUGAACAGCCAAAGCAGAUGAGUGCUGCUUUGGUGAAGGCUGCUAAGCAGUUUGAUGCUUUGGUUGCAGCGCUUCCAAUAUCUGAGUCAGGUGAAGAAGCACAGCUUAAGAGGAUUGCUGAACUACAAGCUGAAAAUGAUGCAAUAGGCCAAGAACUUCAGAAGCAAUUAGAAGCUGCAGAGAAGGAAUUAAAUCAAGUUCAGGAUCUGUUUAGGCAAGCAUCAGAUAAUUGUUUGAACUUGAAGAAACCAGAUGUCAAUUAGUUACUUGUGUUCCUGGCAAGGUCAGAGACGAAUUAGGCUACAACUUAGAACCAUCUUAUCUUGACACAAAGCGGUGCCUGCUGCAGGAGGAUUUCCUUUUUUGCAUGAAGGCUUGGCUGCCUGAAAUAGCAGUAUUAUUUCAUAUGUUGUAACUUGCGUAUGACACAUACGUUUGCAAGAGCUGCGUAACGGUCAAGAUACUGGUAGUUAUAUUGUUCUUCCCGUAGGAAAGGCUUAUAUUCCUGUUAGGUGUUUUCAUCAAUACCAUCUUUGUU